Pectinophora gossypiella (pink bollworm) is the source of this 3308-nucleotide messenger RNA. It is a transcript of the gene CngB, whose product is annotated as cyclic nucleotide-gated cation channel beta-1-like. Gene Ontology annotation, molecular function: intracellularly cGMP-activated cation channel activity; cGMP binding; protein-containing complex binding. The coding region runs from base 184 to 2271 and encodes 695 amino acids. Gene Ontology annotation, biological process: monoatomic cation transmembrane transport. NCBI's taxonomy places the organism in Eukaryota, Metazoa, Arthropoda, Insecta, Lepidoptera, Gelechiidae. The transcript is spliced from 15 exons. Gene Ontology annotation, cellular component: intracellular cyclic nucleotide activated cation channel complex; plasma membrane. The record is from RefSeq and is a predicted model, not a curated record.
ACCGCCCAGACAGCGCGCGUCGGAAAAUUCCGAACGAAAUUCCUAAAUUUUUACCGCCAAAUAGUUAGUUCAAAUAAAAGGAUUGUAUUUUUUUUAAGUUCAUACGUAAGGCAACGGAACAAUAAUAUCAUCUGCUUUAUUAGUUUAUUAUUGCUAAGUAAACACCGAAAAUACUUUGAUGAAAUGAAAAUGGAAACUAAAGUUGAUGUGCACACGGUCCACCCGACCUCGCUUUCAGAUCAGCCUUCGAAGCAUGCCCUGCCAAAAGGACCCUAUGGCUCCUGGUGCACACCCGAAGCAACACCAGCUCAUACCACGUUAUCGCCAACUGACUCUACUGUAGAUACCAAAUCCAAAACGCAGGAUGACACCAAAUGUACGAGAGUCAAAGAGAUAAUAUUGGUACCACAGAAGGUGACACUGUUCCCAGAUAGCCCCCCACCGGAUUACGAGUUUGAAGCAGACACUACAGAACACAACAUAGAACUCAAAGAACUUAAGAAAUCCAACUCGGCCGAUAGUGCGAUAAAACGCUUCUCCCCAGACAGUGAGAAGUCGUCACUCCCCGUGGAAACCCCACAAAGUCCGGUGCCGUCAUCGCCGCUCAAAGAUAAAAAAUGGCGCAGCUUACGACUGCCUUUCUGUUGCGAUCCCUUCCUACCGAUUGACCCCCAGGGUCGCGGCUACAUAUCCUGGCUCCUCCUGGUAACAUUCUGCUACAGCUACAACGCGUGGUGCAUCCCCCUCCGCGCCACGUUCCCCUAUCAGACCCCCCACAACACCCCCCUAUGGAUGGCCAUGGACUACUUCUGUGACGUCAUCUAUGUGCUCGAUGUGGCGCUGGUCAAACCGCGACUCAUGUUCCUGCAUGAAGGGUUCUGGGUGGCUGAUCUAGCAGAGACCAAGAAGAAUUAUAGGAGGAAGUUGCAGUAUAAGUUCGACAUGAUCUCCUUACUUCCACUGGACCUGCUGUACUUCUACUUCGGACCACAGAGAGUGAUCCUCCGAGUGCCCAGGAUGUUGAAGCUGCAGACCUUCUGGGAAUUCCACCAGGCUAUGGAUCGCGUGCUUUCGUCGCCUUAUGUGGUGCGAAUCGGCAAAAUGUUAUUCUACAUAUUCUACCUGAUCCACCUGAACGCAUGCGCGUACUAUGCGAUGAGUGACUACAUCGGGCUCGGGUCCAAUGGCUGGGUAUACGAUAACGAGGGGAACGCAUACAUACGGUGCUUCUACUUCGCUACCAAAACUGCUACUUCUAUCGGAAAAAAUCCAAAGCCAGAGAACACGGGGGAAUAUCUGUUCAUGACUGCUGCCUGGCUGAUGGGAGUGUUCGUGUUCGCUCUGCUCAUCGGACAGAUAAGGGAUAUUAUUGCCACGGCUACUAGAGCUAGGGCUGAAUACCGUAAAACAGUGGACGGUUGCACGGAAUACCUGCGACGCCUAAACAUGCCGAGUUCAUUGCAGAGGCGAGUCACCUCCUGGUUUAGCUACACUUGGAGUCAACAGCGAUGUUUCGAUGAAUCCCGAAUCCUGAACUCCUUACCGUACAAUAUGAAACGCGAUGUUGCACUUGCAGUUCACAUGUCAACCUUGAGUAAAGUGCAAUUAUUCCGCGACUGCUCAGACUCGCUCCUCCGAGACCUGGUGCUCCAACUGCGGCCAGUAUCAUUCUUACCGGGCGAUGUGGUGGUGCGAGCUGGCGACGUCGGACACGACAUGUACAUAAUCAAGUCUGGCGAGUGCUGUGUUAUGUCACAUGAUGAAAACGAAGUACUAGCGACUCUCAAGGAAGGUUCGGUAUUUGGAGAGAUCAGCCUUUUAGGAAUCGAUGGAUUACGACGACGCACUGCUACUGUCAGAUCUCGCGGCUACUCUUCUCUCUUCGCGUUAUCCCGAAAUGACCUUGACGCGGCUCUCAAGCACCACAAAGAAGCGGCACAAAUACUGCGCCUCCGGGCCGAUCAGAUCAUACGAGAGAACGCAGCGAGACAGGCCAAGCAAAGACUGGUCAAAGUGGAAGCUAAGAAAUCGACUAGCCUUGAAGAAAGUGGUACUACUGUGAGAAAGAGAAGGUUGUCAAGUACGUCGAGCAAUAGUAGUGCGUUGGAAGCUAGACGGCAUAGAUCAGCUAGCGCGCAAUCGAGGAGGAGGCUUUCUGCUGUAUCUGAAAUUAAGGGGGAAAAACCGAAUCAAGGAGGGAGACCAUCUCUCGCCUCAGCAUGUAGUGGUGUUCGCACUCCACUGCCAACGAUCGUGCUCUCCAGUGACUGAAGAGGUCCUCAUUUGUGAUUAUUAUGAGAGACAAUACCUAUAAGGAAGCGGAAUAGGCCCAUACAUAGGGUUACAAAUCAACAACAACCCUUAUACAGUCAACCUUAAACACCAGUUUGGCAGUUCAAAACCUGUUUUAAAUAUGCUAAGAAGGGUUGUUGUCAAUAAGGAAACAAAAUAACUCCUAACAAUGGCCUAUUGCCUGCGGCGAAUGCCAAAGAAUAAGUGCGCAAAACAGAUGUGCAAAUGAAUUUGUAGCUGUGUAAAGUUAUACGAUUUUCUUAAAAUGUUUUUCUGUGCGUGUGUACUAAUCGAGCUCAAAUUCUUUUAAAACUUUAGGGCAAUACUACAUUACUAUUUAAGUUAAUCUACUCGUAGAUUAAUAAAUAUGACAAAAGAACCCAUUUGUUUAGAUAAAAUUCAAAUUGUUUACUUCGGACUUCAUCCAUACAUGUUAGCAGCAAACAACUUAUAUUCUAAUGUUAGUAAUAACUUAUAUAACUUAAAGUUAAUACACUCGCGCGACACUGGGCAUAGCAGGAUGCAGCUGUAUCCAGUGCCGCAGCAGCGGGGAGUCCCACCGGACUGCUAACACACUCAGGAUACUACUGGGGGGUUAAAAUGGCCACUUGGAAGCAGUUCAUCUAAGAAAGCAAUAUUGCAAUUUGACAUUUGCGCAUAUAAAAGUAAGUGCGCAAUGCAAACAAAUGCCAAAUAGCAAUAUUGCUUUCUUAGAUGAAUUGCUUCGAUGUGGCCAUUUUAACCCCCCUGUUCGAACUGGCGCGCACACGGCGCAGCAAGGAGGCGCAAUGUUGAUGGCGUAACCUGAUGGUAUUGAAGCAAUUAAUUAAAUUAAAUUAAAAUAAGUCCCUAAUUCAAUACCUAUGUACUUACCAACAUUAUAUUAUAUGUAAGAAGUUACCUAAGUACAUCAUAUCGACAGACCGACGACCGAAUAUUAGAAUUAAGUAGAUGAAUGUGAUAUAUUUAUUUUACUAUUUACUGUCUGAUAUCUACAAAUAAAUGGCUGCUCAAGA